AUGGAUGAUGUUGAGGCUAGAGAGAGACGAUUAAAUGCUUUCAGGAAGCAUCAGCCGCCUACUUUUGAGGGUGGUUAUGACCCUAUUGUUGCUGCUACAUGGUUGCAGGAUCUAGAAAGGAUUCUUAGGGGUUAUACUAUUACAUGGCCUUUGUUUGAGAGGAACUUUCUUGACAAGUACUUUCCCCAAGAUGCUAGGGAAAGGAAGGAAGGUGAAUAUAAUGAUCUUGUGCAGGGUGAGAUGUCUGUUGAUGAAUAUCUGGCCAAAUUCAAUCAGUUGGCUAAGUAUGCUCACUUCAGGAGAGCUAUGCCAGAUUCAGAGUCUUUAGCUGCAAAAUUUCAGAGAGGAUUAAAUGAUAGAAUUGCAGAAAGUCUUGCAGGUUGUGGUUCCAGAGAUUUUCCCACCUUGAUUAAUCAAUGCAAGGCUGUUGAGGAUAUCCAUAGGAGGCGAAAUAACAGAAAUUCUAAAGAGUCUGAUUCCAAGAAGUCCGGUAGUUCUAAUUACUGGAAGAACAAGAAAUCUGAGGAUAAAAAUAAAUAUUUGCAGGUGAAGCAAUCAAGUAAUAAAUUCAAGAAAACUGGUUCUUCUGAGAGACCACUGAUCCCUAAGUGUAUUGGCUGUGGUAAGGAGCAUAGAGGAUCGUGUGCCACGGGCCGGGUGAUUUGUUAUAAAUGUGGCAAGACUGGCCACAACUCCAGAGACUGUCCUCAGAGAGAUGUUAGGGUUGCACCUCUUCAGAUGGUUCCUAGUCCAGCUGUCCCCGAGUCUCAGACUGUGGGACGAGUUUAUGCUAUCACUCAGCAGCAGGCGGAUAAAGCGCCUAAUUUGGUAAAAGGUACGAUCUAUAUUAAUGGUUUUGAUAUAGAUGUUUUGUUUGACAGAGGAGCUACUCAUUCUUGCAUAUCUGAUUUUAUGGCUUUGGGUUUGAAUUUGCCAAUGUAUAAAAUGUCUCCUCCUAUCAAAGUGACUACAACUACGGGGGAAAAAUAUAGUACUUCCUACAUGUGCAAGGAUGUUGAAUUUAAGUAUAAAGGCCGAGACUAUGUAAUUGACUCCAUCUGUCUACCCAUGGUUAGUCUUCAAGUCAUUUUGGGUAUGUACUGA
This is a messenger RNA of Gastrolobium bilobum, 1104 nucleotides long. RefSeq lists its product as uncharacterized. Gene Ontology annotation, molecular function: zinc ion binding; nucleic acid binding. The record is from RefSeq and is a predicted model, not a curated record. The transcript has 2 exons. NCBI's taxonomy places the organism in Eukaryota, Viridiplantae, Streptophyta, Magnoliopsida, Fabales, Fabaceae. The coding region runs from base 1 to 1104 and encodes 367 amino acids.